Messenger RNA from Thermochaetoides thermophila DSM 1495, 2247 nucleotides. RefSeq lists its product as uncharacterized. Gene Ontology annotation, cellular component: RNA polymerase II, holoenzyme; exon-exon junction complex. Gene Ontology annotation, molecular function: RNA polymerase II complex binding; mRNA binding. The transcript has 2 exons. Gene Ontology annotation, biological process: mRNA 3'-end processing. The coding region runs from base 1 to 2247 and encodes 748 amino acids. The record is from RefSeq and is a predicted model, not a curated record. Lineage: Eukaryota; Fungi; Ascomycota; Sordariomycetes; Sordariales; Chaetomiaceae.
AUGGCUGCCUCUGGUACUCAGCGUAAGAAACUCCUCGGCCAUCGCCGCCGUAUUGAGGAUGAGGCCGAUGACGACUGCGGCGUCGACUCCCCCGCCGACCUUGAUGACGACUCGGUGACCGACGGUUCGAUCGGUAGCGACGACCACGAUCCUGUCGAUGGCAGCGACACGAGCAAUGUCGACGAUGCGUCGCCCACCUCGCCCAACGCACGAAAAUCUUUGGGUAACGGAAACGGCGCUGCAAAGGCCGGAUAUCGCCGUAACGGCAACGAGGACGACGUCAAGACGCCGCCCGCCGAGACUGCCCAGUCACCCAAACCACUCAUCGCUGACUCCGACACCAUGAUGAGCCAGCUGACUCUGGGAAAGAAGGACGAUACUGAGGUACUGCACUUUGAUGACACUGAGCCGAAGCCAAAGCCCCCUGUAAAGGAGGCCCCGGUGAUUGUAAGCUCCAGUGCUGCCACGCAGCGGCACCCUCAGCAAGAACUACAGCGGCGGAAGGACGAGGAGUAUCGGCGGCGGAGGGAAGAGGAUCCCACUUUUGUUCCCAACAGGGGCUCCUUCUUCCUGCACGACCACCGGCAGCUUGGUCCUGCCGGGAAUGGCUUCCGGCGCUUUCCUGGAGGAGUUCGGGGUCGGGGUCGAGGCACGUUUGGCAACCACUUUGCCUCGCUCAACCCAGUGUCUGGUGCUUCGGAUCCCAUUGUAACGGAUCCGUGGAAGCACGACAUGCACGAGAUGGUUGCCGAUUCUCUUCCUCAGCCGUCUCGACAAACUCGGUAUCCCCCUGCUACUGAGGGGCCGCCGAAUGGCAAUGGCAUCAUCCCGACUGCACCUAAGCCCGAAACUCCGAUCAACCGAGCCAUGUCGACCGAGAAGGUCAUCGGCACAGUGACCGUCCGGGUCUUUAUUGCUGGCAUGAGCGAGGCCAAGCUCUUCCCUGGUGUCACUUUGAAGCAGUACACCAAGCUGCCCGACCACCGGCCGCCUCUUCGUCGUGACAAGCCGGUUCGGAUUUCCAUACCCUAUCAUGAUCCUCCCAUCAUGCCGCGGUACAUUUUCCCGCACCAGGACCGGUCUUUUAUCUUCAUUCCGCGAGCCAUGCGCCCUAACCAGCAACGUGCUCGGGCCAAGGCUCCUCGAUCUGUCCUAGGCUCGGGAGUUUUCUCUCGUGCAGCGAGCGUUUUCGGCGGCAGCAUCUACGGCAGUGUGUAUUCACCCAGUGUGGCUCUUAGUCGUCGGUCUUCGAUCGCCCCCGAGAUUGGGAGGGAGGUGAUGCUCUCACCUACUAGCUCUGCUAUAUCGCGCCCUCCACACUCGAUGGAGGGUGGCCGCCCUGUUGUUCGUCUUCCCCAACCAUCUGUUACUGCUGCUUCUGCUCCUCCCCAGCCGAGCGGCCCUGCGACGGCCCCAGCUCCCGCUGAGUCUUCUGUUAACGAGCAACCUCAAUGUCAGACACACGCACUGCCUCCAAAGCCUAUUCCUCAAGAGGCGCGACCAAACGUUCCUGUGCAGCAACCACGUCCUCAGAAGGCUGUCUCUGCGGAGAGCAUCGAGACAUCUGCUCAGCAGGCGUCAAAUGCUCCUUCGCCCUAUGAGCAAGCCUUCCAUCAACAAGUCCCUCCUCAACUCACUACCGGCGGCUUUAGCCGCGACACACAUGCUCAAACCGCAUCUUUCCAGUCGCAACUCGCUGCUUCGAGUAUUCCGGAGCGUGCCAUCCAUGCUGCUCCGUUCCAACCCGCUGGUUAUGCCCAACCUGCACUCUACUCUCAACAUACUUAUGCGACUGUGCAGCCCCAACAGGGAUUCUAUUAUCCCGCGCCGCAAACCUACACGACCAACAUGCCCCCUAGCGCAGCCACAGCACCUGCAUUCAUCCCUGCCGCCCAGCAAGCCGCCACGGCUGCUGCUCAACCUCCAACCAAUCCAGCUGACGUACCCGGCGGCCCGCCACCGCCUCUUCCUCCUCCUGGUCCUGCUCCUGGGCCGCAAAACCUCGUCGCCCAAGAGAUUAAUGGCAUGGUCUACUACUACGAUCCAUCGCAGCUCCCAAUGCCGCUGCCCCCUCCUCCACAGUUUGCCCCUGCAGCCCCGCCUGGCCAGGGCCCCCCUCCGGGUCCCUAUGGUGCCCCCUACGGUGCUCCCCCGCCUGUAGGCAUGGUGCCUGGCCCUGAUGGGUACUAUUACCAGCAAGGAGUGCCUGCCGUGCCGCCAACGGGAAUGGUGUACUACCCCCAGUAG